AUGAAACGCAUUAGCCCUCUAAACACCGUUUUUUAUUUAAGUUUAUUUUUUUCAUACACAUUUAAAGGGUUAAAAUGCACCAGAAUAUAUAAAAUCGGAACGAAAGCGUUACCAUGUUCUGAGUGUCACGAUAUAUUUGAUUGUACUGGAUGUUUAUUCGAAGAAAAAGAGUCUUCCCAUGUGAUACCUUUAAAAUUAAACAAGAAGAAACCAACUGAUCAUAAAAAAUUACAAAAACAUCAUGAGUCUCUAAAAUUGGGGGACGUAAAAUAUUAUGUAAAUAGAGGAGAAGGAAUAUCCGGAAGUUUAGGAACUUCAUCUGGUAAUACAUUAGAUGAUAUGGAUUUAAUAAAUGAAGAAAUAAAUAAAAAACGAACAAGUACACAAUUAGAUGAGAAAAACUUUUUAGAUUUUACUAAGUAUAAUAAAAAUAAUAAAGCACAUGAUAUAUCUGACCAUUUAUCUGAAAUUCAGAAACAUGUGUAUGAACAAGAUGUUGAAAAGGGGAAUAAUACUUAUAAAAAUGAUAAAUAUAAUACAAAUAAUAAAUAUAAUACAAAUGAUAAAUAUAAUACAAAUAAUAAAUAUAAUACAAAUAAUAAAGACAAUCCAAGUGACAGUUCGAUUGAAAAGAAUUUUAUUGCUUUAGAAAAUAAAAAUGCUACAGUAGAAAAAACACAAGAAAAUGUUUUUCUAGUACCCUUAAAACAUUUAAGAGAUAGUCAGUUUGUAGGUGAAUUAUUAGUUGGUACCCCCCCUCAAACUAUAUAUCCAAUAUUUGAUACAGGAAGUACAAAUGUAUGGGUAGUGACAACAGCUUGUGAAGAAGAGUCUUGUAAAAAGGUUCGAAGAUAUGAUCCUAAUAAAUCAAAAACGUUUAGAAGAUCAUUUAUAGAAAAAAAUUUACACAUUGUCUUUGGAUCUGGUUCUAUAUCCGGUUCUGUGGGUACAGAUACAUUUAUGUUAGGAAAGCAUAGAGUAAGAAAUCAGACAUUUGGAUUAGUCGAGAGUGAAUCAAGUGAUAAUAAAAAUAAUGUAGAUAAUAUAUUUGAUUAUAUAUCCUUUGAAGGUAUAGUAGGUUUAGGAUUUCCAGGUAUGUUAUCAGCUGGCAAUAUACCAUUUUUUGAUAAUUUAUUAAAACAGAAUCCAAAUGUGGAUCCUCAAUUUUCUUUUUAUAUAUCUCCUAAUGAUGGCAAGUCAACAUUAAUAAUUGGUGGAAUUAGUAAAUCGUUUUAUGAGGGGGAUAUAUAUAUGUUGCCAGUAUUAAAAGAAUCAUAUUGGGAAGUAAAAUUAGAUGAAUUAUAUAUAGGCAAAGAAAGAAUAUGUUGUGAUGAAGAAAGUUACGUUAUAUUUGACACAGGAACAUCUUAUAAUACAAUGCCUAGUAGUCAAAUGAAAACAUUUUUAAAUUUAAUACAUUCAACUGCAUGUACUGAACAAAACUACAAAGAUAUAUUAAAAUCAUAUCCUAUAAUUAAAUAUGUUUUUGGUGAACUAAUCAUUGAAUUACAUCCAGAAGAAUAUAUGAUUUUAAAUGAUGAUGUAUGUAUGCCUGCCUAUAUGCAAAUAGAUGUACCCUCAGAAAGAAACCACGCAUACUUAUUAGGAAGUUUAUCUUUUAUGAGAAAUUUUUUUACGGUAUUUGUACGAGGCACAGAAAGUAGACCUUCUAUGGUUGGAAUAGCAAGAGCAAAAAGUAGUAACUAA
Molecule: messenger RNA, 1707 nt
Organism: Plasmodium gaboni
Lineage: Eukaryota; Apicomplexa; Aconoidasida; Haemosporida; Plasmodiidae
Product: plasmepsin X
Exons: 1
Coding region: 1-1707 (568 amino acids)
Biological process (GO): proteolysis
Molecular function (GO): aspartic-type endopeptidase activity
Source: RefSeq, a predicted model, not a curated record